AUGAAACCGGAAGGCCCACUGCCGCGACAGGAAAUAUCUGGAGUCUAUGAGAUUUGGUGCAGUUGCGGACAAAGCAUCUACGUCGGAGAUACUGGAAGAGUUCUCAAUACGCGCAUUGCCGAAGACACGGCAGCAGUGUGGCGAAAUGAUGCCAAUUCCCAAGUUGCGACUUAUUCGACAAGACCCGGCCACACAUUCAGAUUUCAUGAGGCCGAAACUCUCGCAAUAGGUGAUAAUCGUAUGAGCCGAGAAAUAAUUGAGUCAUGGUUCACGGUCUCCCAGUCCAUAAACAAGUGCAACGACUUGCCCAAUCCAUAUUCAGUGCUGAGUCUCAAUUCGGCCAAAACAAGUCGCCAUUUGGGGAACGCACAGGCCACCGCGAAGUUCUACGCCAAAACAGAGGAACCAGAUGGCCGAGCAAUCAUCACGCCCAAUUCUACCACGCGUGAUGUAUGUUCAGCAGGUCAGGGCCCACAUUCCAGUCAGCGAGCAAGUAACGCACAAGAGGGCAAUUAUCGUUAA
This is a messenger RNA of Dibothriocephalus latus, 522 nucleotides long. The record is from the annotation of a GenBank genome assembly. NCBI's taxonomy places the organism in Eukaryota, Metazoa, Platyhelminthes, Cestoda, Diphyllobothriidea, Diphyllobothriidae.